ACUAAGGAUAUAUUCGAUUCUUUUAAAAGCUUCGAGAAAGCUCUCAAAGAAAUCUUUGGUAACCCUAACGAAGAAUGCAUUACAGCUCAGCAGCUUAUGGAUCUCAGACAGAUCAAGUCGGCUUCUGCUUAUAUAGUCAGAUUCAAGCAACUCUUAGCACAACUUCCGUGA
Molecule: messenger RNA, 171 nt
Organism: Cryphonectria parasitica EP155
Lineage: Eukaryota; Fungi; Ascomycota; Sordariomycetes; Diaporthales; Cryphonectriaceae
Exons: 1
Source: RefSeq, a predicted model, not a curated record